Molecule: messenger RNA, 1518 nt
Organism: Ilyonectria robusta
Lineage: Eukaryota; Fungi; Ascomycota; Sordariomycetes; Hypocreales; Nectriaceae
Exons: 2
Coding region: 1-1518 (505 amino acids)
Biological process (GO): mRNA splicing, via spliceosome
Cellular component (GO): nucleus; spliceosomal complex
Molecular function (GO): RNA binding; zinc ion binding
Source: RefSeq, a predicted model, not a curated record
AUGUUGGUCCUUGAAGAACAGCGAUACAUCCAUGAGGAUUUGGAGCGCCUCGAGCAGGGCAUCGCAGAUCGCAUCCGCGAUGAACCCAAACAUAUCCGCGAUCGCCUCAACAGAGACCACGAAAUCUCACAAUUACUAGACCAGAUCCAAGUUCAGUCCAGCAACCUCCUGGGCAUCUACAAAGACGACACUGGCGUGCGUUCAACAGAAAUCCAGCAAAUUGGAACUGGCGACGCCUUCGAGGAAUUCUACAGACAGCUGAAAGAUGUCCGCGACCACCACGCCAGAUACCCCAACGAGCAAGCCGAGAACUCAGAGCAGCGAUACAAGGCGAAGCGAGCAGGUGAUGGAUUGGACCCUAUGCCCUCGAUUGUGGAUUCGCUGUUCUCCGGAGAGGAGGCGUACGGACGAUUCUUUGACCUCACCACCUGCCACGAGGCCUAUCUCAACCUCCCUAACGUCAAGCGAUUGACGUACCUACAAUAUCUCGAGGCAUUCGAUAACUUCUCGCCGGGCUACGGUGGCGUCAAGCGAGGUGACAAGCUCACGGAUCAGUACUUCAAGUACGUCGGCCAGGUGGCAGAUUAUCUCGAGUCUUUUAUGCGGCGAACGAGGCCGUUGGAAAAUGUCGACAGGGUGCUUGCGUCAUUCGACAAGGAGUUCGAGGCCGCAUGGGAUAGCGAUGAGAUUGAAGGCUGGAAGAAGGAGGAGCCUUCAGCAAACGGCACGACGAAAACCACCACGACGGCGGAUGCAAUGUGGUGCGAUGACUGCGAGAAAGAGUUUAAGAACGAGAAUGUCUACAAGAACCACCUGACAGGUCGGAAGCAUCUCAAGGCGGCCGAGCAGCGGAAACUACGACAGGAGGAUUCGAAUGGAACAUCGAGUGGACCCGGUUCUGGAGCAGUCUCCGCGACAAGAUUAAAAGAGCGAGCUAUAUCGGAGCGAGAGUACCGGGUGAAGCGUCUAGCCAGUGCCAUGAGCACAGAACGCAGCGACACUCGCGUGAACGUGGAACGCAAACAGGGCAUGACCGAGCGUGAGCGUCAACAAGAACUCGACAACAUCAUGAACUCUUCCGAGGGCCCCCGAGAAACUGCCCAGGAGGAGGAUGGCGAGGAUGAGGAUGGAGAGGAGAGAAUCUACAACCCUCUCAAGCUGCCCCUGGCCUGGGACGGCAAGCCCAUCCCCUUCUGGCUGUAUCGCCUACACGGCCUUGGCGUCGAGUUCCCGUGCGAGAUCUGCGGCAACUUUGUCUACAUGGGCCGGCGCGCGUUCGACAAGCACUUCAACGAGGCGCGACACGUGUACGGCCUCAAGUGCCUAGGCGUCAACAACACGAGCCUGUUCCGGGAUAUCACGCGCAUUGACGAGGCGAUGAAGCUGUGGGACAAGGUCCAGCGGGAGAAGAAGAGGACCACGGUGGACGAGGGUAGUGUGGUGCAGAUGGAGGAUGGCGAGGGUAACGUAAUGCCCGAGAAGGUGUACUAUGAUUUGCAGAAGCAGGGUCUGUUGUAG